Messenger RNA from Pogoniulus pusillus (Red-fronted tinkerbird), 4938 nucleotides. RefSeq names its product lysophosphatidic acid receptor 1 (gene LPAR1). The transcript has 5 exons. Lineage: Eukaryota; Metazoa; Chordata; Aves; Piciformes; Lybiidae. Gene Ontology annotation, cellular component: plasma membrane; cytoplasm. The record is from RefSeq and is a predicted model, not a curated record. Gene Ontology annotation, biological process: phospholipase C-activating G protein-coupled receptor signaling pathway; neurogenesis; regulation of metabolic process. Gene Ontology annotation, molecular function: lysophosphatidic acid receptor activity. The coding region runs from base 834 to 1943 and encodes 369 amino acids.
UUCAAACAGUGGAGACGUAUCCGUGGAGCGCCCGUCCAGCUGUAGUGGCUUGGUGAAACUACAGACUGAUUCUCCCGGUAGCCGGGGUUCCCAAACGGUCUUUGCGGCCAUCGGCAUACUUUUUGAAGGAGGCGAAAUGCGGUUGCCGCAGAAACAAGCCGCCCAUCGCCGCGCAGCCUUUGCGCCGUAACCCCACCGCCCUUAUUCUAGCUCAGCCUUCGCGCCCUGCCAAGCUCUGCCGUCGAGAGCGGGCAACCCCCUUCCUCGCAGCGGGGAGGGACGCAGGGGUACCGGCUCUCCCCGCCGCCUUCAUUCCGCGCCGAGGGGCCGCUUCAGGGUCCGGCGGACCAGGGCGGGCAGGCGCGGGGCGCACCUGGGUCCCCGCCCGGCAAAAGCAGGAGGAGCGAGGGCGGAGGGAGCCGGUCCCCUCCCCGUCCCUCCUCAUCUCUCCUUCUCCUCCCUAUCCCUCCCUCCUCCCUCCUUCCGUGCGCGCCGGCCGCGGCGGCGCCGCGCUCCCUCCAGCCGCGCCCGCGCAGCCCCCGCAGGUCUCUUUGGAUUUAUUUAUACCAAAUUAAGGCAGUGGAAAAAGUCUAACCUAAAAAAAAAAAAUUUAAAAAAAAUGGUUGCCACCUCUCUGUCCUGACUUCCUCAGUCCCUCAGACGAAGAAAGAGCCUGCAAAAGUCGGAUGGAAGCCGUGUCUGUGUAUCCGUGGCGUUUACAGAGGAGCAAAUGCCAGCAUGACUAGGGCCUGAGGAAGUGCUGCUGUGUUUCUACCAAGGAUUUGUGAGUACAGAGCAAGGGUGCAAGGACAGCAGGGACAUUCUGAGCUACCAUGGAUAUCCCCACUGAUUUGGUGCCAUCCUCCAUGAUGUCUCAACCAGAGGUGAUUGAGUCCACAGUCAUGAGUGAACCACAGUGCUACUACAAUGAAACCAUUGCCUUCUUUUAUAACCGAAGUGGAAAAUAUCUAGCCACUGAAUGGAACACUGUCAGCAAGCUUGUAAUGGGACUGGGGAUUACCGUCUGCAUCUUCAUAAUGCUGGCCAACCUCUUGGUUAUGGUGGCUAUUUAUGUCAACCGCCGAUUCCACUUUCCUAUUUAUUACUUAAUGGCCAACUUAGCCGCUGCGGACUUUUUUGCAGGGCUGGCCUACUUUUACUUAAUGUUCAACACAGGACCCAACACUAGAAGAUUAACUGUAAGCACCUGGCUUCUUCGUCAGGGUCUCAUUGACACUAGCCUGACAGCCUCUGUAGCCAACUUGUUGGCCAUUGCCAUUGAGCGGCACAUCACAGUUUUCCGAAUGCAGCUGCACACUCGGAUGAGCAACCGGCGAGUGGUGGUGGUGAUUGUUGUUAUCUGGACUAUGGCCAUUGUCAUGGGUGCCAUACCAAGCGUCGGAUGGAACUGUAUUUGUGAUAUCACUCACUGCUCCAACAUGGCACCGCUCUAUAGUGACUCCUACCUGGUCUUCUGGGCUAUUUUCAACCUGGUCACUUUUGUGGUCAUGGUGGUUCUAUAUGCUCAUAUCUUUGGAUACGUUCGCCAAAGGACUAUGAGAAUGUCCAGACACAGCUCUGGACCCCGCAGGAAUCGAGACACCAUGAUGAGCCUCCUAAAGACUGUGGUCAUUGUGCUUGGUGCUUUCAUAAUCUGCUGGACCCCAGGAUUAGUCUUGCUGCUCCUAGAUGUUUGCUGUCCGCAGUGCAACGUCCUGGCCUAUGAAAAAUUCUUCCUGCUCCUGGCAGAGUUCAACUCUGCCAUGAACCCCAUCAUCUACUCCUACCGGGACAAGGAGAUGAGCGCAACCUUCAAGCAGAUACUCUGCUGCCAGCGCAGUGAGAGCGCCAAUGGCCCGACUGAAGGCUCAGACCGGUCAGCGUCCUCACUCAACCACACCAUCUUGGCUGGUGUCCACAGCAAUGACCACUCAGUGGUGUAAAACCUCAGCCAGCCACGUGGCUGACGAAAGGCAGCGGGGCUACGCUGCGGCGCGGGGUGGGUAGGCGUCUCCGGGGAAGGUAACCCACUCACAAGUUUUUCUCAAACACUAAUGGACUACAAGAGCUUCUUUUCCAGGGAGCGCGACACACCGGCGCAGUAUACUUUGUCUGCAGGACUGGCCGUGCUGCAAGGCCUUUGAUUUCUACUUUCAGAAAGUAGAAGGCAGAUGCCUUGUGGUGGAGGUCAUCAAUAGCCCGUGGAAAGCCUUCCCGAGACUUUGUCAGACUCUGCUGCGUCUUGGUGCCAGUCUGAACCAACUCUGAUUAAUUAAGCUUAUACCUGCUUCACCGCAUUUACAUGUAGCCACUUAGUCUUUUUAAAAAGGGAGUAAAGGGGAUAAAAGUAUGCCUAUCAUUUAAUAGACAUGUAAUAUUUAUCACCAUCAGCAUGCUUGUGAUGAACAUUUUCUGUGCAGGGAGUAAAACUCUGCUCUAGUCUUCGUAUCCUUAGCCACAGUGCCCUAACUACAGUAAAAACUAAAGUAUUUUCUUCUAAUACAGGCAACAAGAAGAUGAUGGAAACUGGCUCUUCUUACCUUCGUUACUGGUGUUAGAGAGCAUGCAUGUUCUGUGUGUAUGCAGAUUGUUUUAAUUACGGGGUGGGGGGAGGUGAAAAAAAAAGGAGAAAAAAAAAAAAGCUCAUUGUAAAGUCUGCAGGAAAGUAGAAAAGCAUAGACUGUAUUCCAGUGUUUGUUUAGAUUAUGAAAUAAACAGUACUCUAGUCACAAGGUAUUUAAUGUUCUUUUUUGAAGUGUGGUGUGACAUGUGUAAUAGGUGAAGGGUCCCAAGUCUUUUUAUGGACAAGUUCCUAAAGCACUUCCCUGAAGCUCUUACAGGCGUACAGAGUUAGUAGAUUUACAUACAUAUAUAUAUAUAUAUGUAUUACUAGAAGGUACUUUUGGCAUUGGAAUGCUUUUCUUAUUCAUGGCAGAAUACAAAGGGAUUUUUAAUGUGAAAGCAGUUUAUAUGUUUGGAGGUUUUUUGGUUCUUUUUAAUAGAACCUUUCUUGUAACUGAAAACAAAACACCUGCAUUUUUGCACUGAAAAAAUAUUUUCAGGGUAUCUCUUAAGUCAGGUAGCCCUCAUUUCAAAAGCAGUGGGCUACUGAGAACAUAACUUUGUUUUGUUGUGCCAAGACAACAUGAGCAGUCAUCUGCUGCAAGUGGUUACACUGUGCUGUGUAUGGUGCAUGUAUCAGUCCAUAUAAUAGCUAUGCAUGCACAUGGUUGUGAACAGCUGAGCUGACACAUGGGGUCCUUCACGUGUGGCUGUUUCAAGAGAAAUGCCACUUGUGUGAAUCUCUAUUACCGAGAGGCACUGAUGACAUUAAUUAGAACAACUUGACAGGGGGGAAUGUGAGCAAAGAUGGGAUCUUGCAGAUAAAAAACUUGGGACCUUUCUGUGGGAAACUGUUCUCCUAACAAUGUAAAAUAUAUCUCAACAGUAAAUUCUUGGGGCUGUUUUCCUUGUCAUAAUUUGGCUCUCUGAUGACAACAACAACAACAACAAAAAGUUCCAGAGUGAAAAAAAAAUAGAAGUGUAUUGUUCAGAGUACCAUAUGGGAAUGUGACAUAAGGGACAAUAUUCUUCCAUUUGGGAAGGGAAGAAAUAGAGAGAGGAGGGUCAGCCCAGCAAAAAAAAAAACCCAGGUUUUAGUAUCUCUUUUUUUGAAGAGAUGCUUGGAUUUUAUGCUUAUAAGCAUAAAUUUACUUGGAAAAGAAAGUUCCUUGCUGAGGGAUGGAAGAUCAUUUGAGCAAAUUGUCCUUUGCUGCUUCACUAAAUAAAGUGAAAGUUUGGUCACUGCUUUCAGUAAAACAAAUUCACCUCUACUGUCAAGCCAAAUGUGUGUGGACACUGGAGUGGAGUGGGCAGAGGGGAUAAACACAGCUUUAUCUGCCAGUUAACCAAGGUAUUGAAUUGCUUUGCACAAAAAAAAACCUUUCUUUAUUUUCCUGCCUGUUUUUGAGAGUAGGUGAAUGUAAAGGUUGAUUUGUGGUUUUUUUUUUUCAUCCAUAUACACUCCCUGUGGAUAUGUGUACUCUCCACUGUACUGAGAAAGAGAAGAGCAGGCUAUAUUAACUUCCUCGUUUAAAAGCAAUUGCCUGCUAAGCCACUCAUAAGUUUGUCUUAGUGCCUGUGUGAUGGUUGAGCUAGUGCAGGUAAGCAGAAGACAGGAGAGGCUGAGUGCCUCCAAAGACAGGGGACAUAUGACUGAAAAGCAGUUUCCUUUUCUCAACAGUGCCUAUAGUUGCUUUCUUCCCUGGAUCCAGGGAGAGCACGGUUUCUUGUCCCCAGGUUCCCCACAUGAGGUGAGGGGUAUGACUGACCAUUCCAAGUGCCAUUUUUACUGCUGUUUUCAUGUUCUAUGUUGAAUCUCUCCUGGAUGGGAUGUCAGGAUGAUAUUAAGAAAUAGCUAAUAGAAUUAGUACACCCCAGUGUACUGUGGUGGAAGUGUAAUGGUUUUGGAGAAGCCAAAGGUGAAGAAUUUUAAACAAGGAGUGCAAUCAUUUGUAACAUGCAGGUGGCUCCAGAAGUCCCUUGUGAAGACAGAUACACAGGUGGAAAUUGCUGCCCGGAUACAAGGAUCAGCCCUUCUCAACAAUUCACGAAGCUGGGCUUUUUUAACUCUUGACAGCAGUUAAAUUUCAGUCUUGGGGUAGAUUUAUCCAGGAGCAUUUCUGGCAGCAGGUGGCUUUUUCUUCUGAAAGGUGAAGUGCAGUGCUUUAGAUCAAAGACAGCAGGAUACAAACAUUGCUUGUACAACUCCACUAGAGGAACUCACCAAGCAUGUUUAAGAAUUCAAUUAGUGCUUUGUUUCAUUGACAUGAUCUCCCUAUGUCCUUGAGAAACCUGAUCUGUGGAUUGAGCGUUUCUUUGCAAGCUUAUGAAAUUAAAGCUGCUGUGAGCAAAGAGAAUAAAAAACAGAGCUUGGAA